CAUCCCCCGGACAUCCCCGGCGCUGCCUGCGGAGGGGCUGCGCCCGCGGGCUGCGCGGCUCUUAGCAGCUUUACGGCGGCGGUUGGAGAUUACGGUAACUGCCGCGGCGGUGGCGGUGGCGGUGGCGGUGGCGGUGGCGGUGGCGGUGGCGGCGGUGAGCCCCGGGCAGGCGAGCGUCUCCCUUCCUUUCCUUCUGCAAUGUCCCAGCCUUAGCCGUACUCCUCCUGAUGAAAGUCGAGUGUUUAAAGGCAGGGAAGGUUUCCCCCAGUUCUCAGAAAAGCGGUGCAACGUCCUUGGCAUGAGUGGCCCUGCUGUGCCCCUUGGAGCCUGGAGCUGUCACCUUACCGUGCUGGUGGCUGCUGGAGCUGGAGGGUGCAGAGCACAGAGCAAACUGCCGUAAUGUGUCCCCACCAAGCCCACCCAGCGUGGCCCGUGGCCCUCUGACCCCCUGCUCUUUCCAUAGGGGAGGAGCCCUCGCCACUACCCAGGCAAGGGGCGAGGGGUAAGAGAUGUCACCUGCCCCUUAGCCCCCCAGCCCUGCAGACCAGGAGCGUUCCCAGCAUUUUCCUGUGGCUUGCACAGUGCCAAAGUGAUGAGUUAAAGACCACCCAGCUCUUCCAGGGCAGUGCUGACAGUGGUGCUGUCCAUGGCACCAAAGCGUGAGCACUUCCAGGGCUGUAAAUUCCCUGUUUUCUAGGUGGCCAAGGAUCAGAACGUGCUUUUGGCCCCAAAACACGGAGUGUCCUGCCAGGAGGAGGACACUGAGUGCCCUGCUGGUGCAGGGGCAGCUCACCUUUGUACUUAGCUGAUGCAGAUGCCACCAUGGUUCCUGCAUCUCUGCAGCCUCACUCUGAUGUCAGCCAGCCCAAGGAUUUCACUCUUGUCCUGCCGAUCCAGCUGUCCAUGUCCAUCCUGGGGUUUUUGGAUCAAAAAUCCCUGGAUGCCUGUUCUGCUGUGAAUGGUCACUGGGAAUUCCUGGCCAGGCAGGUCCGGGUGGAGCGGCAAUGUCGGAGCAUAGUCCAGAAGACCCUUCUGCAGCUGCAGGAGCUGUGUCCUAGAAAGGCCAUUCCAAACUAUGCCAAAAGAGUCAAUGUGCAAAUUCCCCACUUAAAUGAUGAGGGUGAGGUCAUUGAAAUGAAGAACAAGGAGCAGACCAAGAGAUAUAAAUCGAAGACAGAGGAUUUCAGUCUGCAUGAAGCCUAUCAGGAGCUGAAAACUGACAAGAUUGAGCUGGAAGAGAGGAAUGUCUUCUGUGGCCCCUACAAGACCCAUAUCCUCCUGGAGCAGUCAGACAGCACAAGGAGAACCCAUUACAGUGGUGGGGACUGGGUGGCCGCUGCCUCUGCCAACAGAAGAGUGAGGCUGCUGCGUGUGCCAGGAGGGAAGGAAGUGCCUCUGCUGCUGCACGGCCAGGCUGGGCCCAUCACAGCUCUGUGCCUCCGUGAGGACCAAGGGCUCCUGCUCAGCAGCACCAGCUUUGAACUCAGCAUCAGGUGCUGGAAUAUUCACAGUGGUGCCUGUGUGAGAACCUUCACGGGUCACUAUGCAACAAUCACCUGCCUGCAUUGCCACGAGGAGCACUUGGUGUCGGGAGCUGGGGAUGGGAUGGUAAAAGUGUGGAGCCUGAAGAGUGGGAAAUGUCUCAGGACCCUGAUGCACAGCAGCCCUGUGUGGGCAGUGAGGAUGGACGGGAGCCACGUGGUCAGUGGGGGUCACCGAGGGCUGGUGAAGGUCUGGAGUGCUGAGACAGGGGCUCUGAUCAAGACAUUAGAGAGGCACCAAGGCCCAGUUCUCUGCUUGUCCUUUGAUCAGUGGCACCUCGUCACAGGAAGCCAGGAUGGAUAUGCCCUAGGAUGGAGCAUGUUGGGAAAAUGUAGGAGAUGCCUGAUAGCUUUCUUCCAUCCCAAGGAAGUCCUGUCCCUGGAGUUCCUGUACCUCAGAGUCAUCAGUGGCUGUGCUGAUGGACACAUUCGGAUAUUCAACUUCCUGACUGGAACCUGCCUCAAAGUGUUGGAGCCCAGCAGCAGUGGGGACCCCGUGUCUGCUCUCUAUGUUGCAGGAAGCAGGGUGGUCAUCAACUUCCCCAGCAGGCUGCUGCUGCUCCAGUUUGAGGAUGUGUUGUGGGACUAUUCCCUACCCACUGACAGAGAGGAGCUGAAGAAGGAAAGGAAGUCUCGGAAAGGGAAGCACCAGGAUGCCAGUGCAGAGCAGCAGCGAUCUCAGGACAAGUCCUCGAGAUCUCAGCAGCCAUCAAAGAGCCAUGGAAGACCAAAAAGUAUCACACCAAGCUUUUCUGGCUUUUCCAAACUGAGUCACAAACCAAGCAGCCACUGCCUUCAGCCCAGCCAAUAUUCAGACUCUCUGCUGCUGUCAAGAGCAGAUAUGCUGUUACAUUUCAAUGGUUCUGUCAUUUUCGCUCUGCAGUGUGUGGGAAAGCCUCUCAACUCCAAAUGUGUUGCUUUGUUUUUGGAUACAGGUGAAGCUGAACAGGGCCCUGCUCCCCCUGCACCUGAGGAGGCAGAAGUCACUUUGGAGCAUGAACUGCCCCAGAGAGAGUCAAGCUGUCCAAUGACCCCUGACAAGUUCUUCUUAAAAAUCAGCACCUUGCAGAGCUCCUGCAAGCCAGCCCCAGUCAGCCCCAGUCCUGAGCUCUCUGCAAAAGCCAGGGAAGCAGAGCAGCAGCACCCUGGGAAGGUGCCAAUGUCCAAAACGCCCCUGCAGCACAAGGAGGAGCAGGCAGCCCAGCUCCAGCGUGCCAGGCUGCACAGCGACUCUCUGACCAUGACCAAAAUCUCCACACCCUUUGAAACCAAAAUGCUGCAGCUCAGGCUGAAGAACUCUUUGCACAGCCCCACAGUGAAAUCCUCCAUCCCUGUUCCCUGUGUUGUACGCCCCAAGUUCUGUGGCUCACUGAGAGAAAGGAAAACUCCCAGGAGCCAUGGGAAAGAUGCUCCUGGCCCCAAAGAUGGGGAUCAGCUCAUUGAUCUCUGCACAGCUUCUGCAGAGCUGAUCCAACCAACACCUGGCACAGCUGCACAGAUGAGGAAUGAAGAUCCCAGGAGAAUAAAGCCCUUCUGCCCCUAUGGUUCCCGCAGGGACAGUGGGCUCAGGCUCCUGACAGCAGAGCAGGAGGUGCAUGAGGCAGCUGCAGCAGCUCAGCAUCAGGCACAGCAGGCAAAGCCCAUGGAAGAUACAGAAAGAGCCAGAAGGAAAGCCUGGCUAAGGAAAAGCAGAGGCCUACCUGUGGAUUCUUUCACUGGGGAGAGGAAAACACCUGCUCCAGAACUUGGGCAUAACACAUUUAUCUGAGGUGAUCCCUGAGUCCAACCAACAGCCAUGACCUGGGAUUCUGGUGUCCAUGUGGCUUUAAAUAUAAAAUACAGAUAUAUUCAUUUAUAUAUAUUUAAGUGUAUUUUGUUUAUGUAAGUAUACUCCUUGUGGUUUUAAGUGUAAAACACAUCCCCACUGAAAGUUUUCCUAAGAGACAUUCUUCAUGUAUUGAGCUAUUUCUCAAGGCAGUGAAUGGGCUGAGCCCUCUCCUGGAUUUAAUUCCCUAAAGCUGCUGUUGUUACCAGCAUGGCACUGUCUGACACCAACACAGCUCAGGAUGGGCUCAACCCGUGAGAAUAAUAAUAAAAACAUCUUAUCAGAGCUUUUGUGGAUUGAUUAGGGUGUAGAAGCUGAAGAUAUGUGGACUGAAAGCUGAUCAGUGGCACAAAGUCUGCUUGGAGACCAGUAACUGGGGGUUGAUUCUGGGUCUGAUUUUGUAUGUCCUGGACCAUGGGCAGGGUGUCCUGAAGUGCCACCAGCCCCAGAGUGGUGCUGCCAUCCAGAGGGACCUGGCCAGGCUGGACACAGAGCUGACAGAACCCUGGGGAAGUUCAGCAGUGGAAGCUCCAGUGCUGCCCUGGGGAGGAACAGCUCCAGGACCUGUGGAAAGCAGCUUAAACUUCAUUUCUGUGAAAUGCAAAAUAGGGUAAGGGUUCAAUUUCCCCAUUUUUGUGGAUAAAUGCCUACAUGUGGAUUAUGGAGUUUCCUGUCCAUGGCAGGGUGAUGGAACUGGAUGGUCUUUAAGGUUUCUUCCAACACCAACCAUUCUGUGAUUUUGUGGUUUCCACCAAUGCUGAUCACUUAACAGGAGGACAAAAACCUUCCUAGUAUUUGAAAAAAGCUGUUUAUCUAGCUUUAAGUAUCUGGGCUGGUGUACCAAAGAUCUGUUGCAUCAGAGAUUUGAGAGAGGACAAUUCUGCCCAUGGUCAUGUCAAGGGGCUUUCACCAGCAGUUCUGGUUUGAAAUUAAAGUGUCUGAAACUCUCCCCACAGUGGGGUUGUGAUUAGUGUUGGUGUGUUUAAUUCAGUGCCAUCUUCGACUUGCAAAGCCUGGGAUGAAGCCAGUGAAAAGCAACCCCCGGGAGGCUGGCAGUCUGUGCCACGGCACAGGGACUGCUGCGGCGAGGCGGCUGUGCCUGGCACAGGAUGUCCCGUUCCGCCACAGGAUGGCAGCUUCGCCCAAAGAAUGAGCAUGAACCCACCCAAGGAGCCUGUGCCACAACCCCCAGGAAAAGCCUGAUGGAAAACCAUCAUGGAAAGGCUCAUUUCUUUUUGGCCAUGGCAGAGUGAGGAGGAUCAGGGGGUUUGUUCAGCUUGGAGCCCAUAAAUCAGCACCUCCCUGCAGGUGGGGGUUCAGGUGCUUGGAAGGUGGUGUGAUGGCACCGUGUUGGUGUCACAGCAGCUCUGUCUGCACAGCUCAGCAGGUGGCUCCAAACAGAAUGUGCUUUAUCCAGCGCUGCUUACAGCUGAAGGGUCGCUGUUCCAGCAAAGUCUGGAUGCUUAACACGACGAACAGAGAAGAGAAAGAUGCUGUUAAAAAGUGGAAAGAACCUCUUUUGUAAAUACUUCUCUUUAUUAAAAAGUAAAUGAAGUUUUUAGGUAGCAUUGCAUUUAUCAGCAACAGCCUGUGAUGUCCUGUGAAAUGGCCGAGUUAAUUACAUGGAGGCAGUCGGGGAUCAGGGUCAGCAGUGGCACGGUG
This is a messenger RNA of Oenanthe melanoleuca, 5028 nucleotides long. Its product is annotated as F-box/WD repeat-containing protein 10-like. The coding region runs from base 823 to 3309 and encodes 828 amino acids. Gene Ontology annotation, molecular function: protein binding. Lineage: Eukaryota; Metazoa; Chordata; Aves; Passeriformes; Muscicapidae. The record is from RefSeq and is a predicted model, not a curated record. The transcript has 11 exons.